UAAAGACCCGUCACUAUCGUAUCAUACAAUACAAACGGCACAUUAAAAUUGCCAGACCCUCUGACUCGUACCCACACGCGUAUGCAGAAUCCUUCACGGAUGUGGAGGUGGAAGAGAUGACAUUUACACACAUGUAUGUAUCCAAUGACUAUGUCGCCGAGUUAAAAAGAUGGGAAGACCCGCAGCACACAGUAGAGCACACGCGGGUGGUGCAACUGCCGUUUGUACGACCGAACCCGAUCACUAUAGAGGAGAGGAAGAAGAGGAAG
Molecule: messenger RNA, 269 nt
Organism: Sphaeroforma arctica JP610
Lineage: Eukaryota; Ichthyosporea; Ichthyophonida
Exons: 1
Source: RefSeq, a predicted model, not a curated record